Chara braunii is the source of this 2074-nucleotide messenger RNA. The record is from the annotation of a GenBank genome assembly. Lineage: Eukaryota; Viridiplantae; Streptophyta; Charophyceae; Charales; Characeae.
GCAUCAGGGACAAUAUCUCAGCAGAAUCCCCGCUGGGGGUGUACGGGAUCCCUCCAAGAGAAAUGACAGCCGAUGGGGAGACCGUGGAAGACCCGAUCCUCACCCCUUUUGACCCCUUCCUGGUCAAACUCGAGGAAAAAGCAAAACUCCGCAAAGGCCUGACAUGGAGGGCAUGGAACACGAUCACAGUGCUCCCAUACAAGGUGUUGAACGGGCGAUUCAGCACGACCGAUAUCAUCGCUGAUUCGCUGGCUGAUAUCGUCAGAACCCAUCUCCUGACUUCGAAGACCUCACUGCAAGAUGAGGCUACCCCCAUAGAGGUGGACACGGGAAGGGAAGAAGAAGAGAUGGAGAGCGAAGACGAAGAGGAAGAGGGAAUGGUCUUGGGUGACAAGAUAUCCCCAGGGGGAGCCGGGGAAAGCAAGCCAUUCAUAGUGACCACUGACACAAGCCAAUACGGCAUUGGCGCAGUGCUGGCUCAGCAGGAUGGGAAGAAGUUGAGGCCGAUUGAGUACAUGAGCAAGAAAAUGCCAUCAAAGAAACUGGCAAAGUCAACCUAUGAAAGGGAACUCUAUGCUCUCUACAAAGCACUUGUUCAUUGGAGGCACUUUCUAUUGGGAAGGUUCUUCUAUUUGAGAACCGACCAUCAGACCCUCAAAUGGAUCAAGACUCAACCGGCUCUCUCUGAUGCACUCAAGCGAUGGAUUGAGAUCAUGGAUCAGUAUGACUUCAAGCUAGAGUAUCUGAAGGGAGAGCACAACAAGGUUGCAGAUGCGUUGUCACGUAGAGCAGACUACCUAGGCGCGCUAGUUUCUGACUUUGGUGUAUCUGAGGAACUAACUCAAUCGCUGGUGGGAGCCUAUCAGGAAGACCCUCUCACGAUGGACAUCAUACGCAAACUUCAGGCAAAAGACAAGGCCACAGAAAAUGAGUUUGUGAUGCUGGACGGGCUUCUCUUUCUCGAUAAGGCCGGAUUUAAGAGAUUAGUUGUACCAUCUAGUGAACGCUUGCGUAGUUUAUUCUUAGGAGAAUGUCAUGACACAACCGGACACUUUGGCUACAAAAAGACGAGUGUCAAUCUAGUACAACGAUUUUGGUGGCCUGGAAUGCUAGAUGACGCAAAGAAGUAUGUAGAGACCUGUCAGGUCUGUCAGCGGGAUAAGCCGCGAACUCAAGCACCGCUUGGGUUGCUGAAGCCCUUACCUAUCCCCGCUGGUCCAGGACAGAGUGUUUCCAUGGACUUCAUGAACACCCUGGUGACCCGUAGGAGUGGCAAGAGGCACAUCUUUGUCAUCAUUGAUCGAUUCACCAAAUAUGCUAGACUAAUUGCCAUGCCAGAGACCGCAAGGACUGACCACGUCAUCAAGUUGUUUAUGGACAACUGGUUAUCAGGAACGCUUGCAGCAGCCAUCAAGAUCGCGGACUCCCAGCUGCAACAGAUGGACACCCGCAUUGCUGCUUUGGAGGCAAGGCCUUCUCAAGCAGUGCCAGGCUGCACGACAGACACGGUGAAACAGCUCGGCGAGCGCAUCGACCAUGUAGUCAAUCUAAUCGGCGAACUAGGUGAUUUCACUAGUCCGGCCACGAUCAGCAGUACGGUGGCCGCCAUCAAGACGGACAUCACCAAACUGCAGACAAGACCGGACGCCGCUACAAGGACAUACAAGAUGCCGCACUUCAACAUCAACAAGUUUGACGACUACAACAAGACGGACGCCUUGACAUGGUGGCAAAGCUUCCUCACGGAAGCAUCCUGCCGCACUGUCCCGGCUGAAGACAUGAUGAAGGCGCUCUACCUCCAACUGAUUGGAGGAGCACAGACAUGGAUGAACCAUCUUGCGGCCACAAAGAAACGCACCAUCGCCAAACUCCACACACACAUUCCGUGGAAGGAGUUCGAGCAACUGUGGUUCACUCGAUUCAUGGUCCGCAACGUUGUAAAGGCGGCCAUGAACGAGGUCUACACCAGCCCACAAGGAAGCAUGCCAACUCGAGACUGGACGAUCAAGUGGUAGAAGAUAGUGACCACGCCAGGUUUCGAUUUGAGUUUUCCAAAUCAACGAUCCGAGUUCUU